Molecule: messenger RNA, 1280 nt
Organism: Rhodamnia argentea
Lineage: Eukaryota; Viridiplantae; Streptophyta; Magnoliopsida; Myrtales; Myrtaceae
Product: chaperone protein dnaJ 20, chloroplastic-like
Exons: 2
Coding region: 271-753 (160 amino acids)
Cellular component (GO): chloroplast
Source: RefSeq, a predicted model, not a curated record
AUUUUUUUACAUACGGAUCAAGUCAUAGUCAGCCAACACGUGAAGAUAAGAAGAUUAAAUUCGUAUCGAACCCAAAUCUAAUCCAAACCUCAAAUUCAAAAGGCAUUUUGAGUUACCAUCAUCACGCAUGGCUGCUCUGGUCCCCACUCCCAGCUGACGCAUUUUGCCCUUCAUAAAUACAGAGGCGGCAGACUCGUUCCCUCUCGUGCCAAAGCUAAGACAUCGAAACUUCCACUUGUUUCCCCAGCAAAAGCUCGGAGAGAGAGAGAGAUGAGCCAGACCCAGUUCCCCUUGUGCGCAAAACUCAACCCCAAGUUCGUGCCCGGACCUUGCGUCCACCCAAGAUCCACUACCCAUUUGCCAAAACCAGGCCUUUUCGUCGGAACUUCAUGUGGGUCUUCUUCUUCUUCUUCUUCUUCUUCCGCAAGAUCAAGAACCGCUUCGAGAGCCGCCGUUGUCGACCUCUGCGUGGCGGCGAUGGAGGCGGAUAGUUUCUACGACCUGCUGGGCAUCUCGGAGAGCGGGACGGCGUCGGAGAUCAGGCGAGCUUACAAGCGACUGGUCCUAAAAUACCACCCUGACGUGUCGCCUCCCGGCAGGGCCAAAGAGUACACGAAGAGGUUCAUUCAGGUGCAGGAGGCCUACGAGACGUUGUCCGAUCCGACAAGCAGAGCUUCGUACGAUAGAGAUAUGGCCUUUGGCAGUCGGAAACCAUUCUGUUACGUACAGAUUGAGAAAGGAAACUACACAUAAGUUCGGACAAUCUUAUCGGCAACAACAUUUCAUGACAAAAAUAAUUGGUUUCUGUCCUACUGUAAUCGACCGUCGUACAUGUCGGAUAUUGCUCUUAACAUAAACCCACUUGCUUGUCACAAGGGAAGAAUUGGUAUUUGAGUGUGAUGACAGGGGAGAAACCAAUCAUAUGCUUAUUAUGAAGUUAAGAACUUGUCUUUCACCGUCCGGCAUUUUUGUAUGCUCCAGAGCAUGAAGUAUACUUACUUGGUUACGUCAUAUCGCCAUAUCGCAGGCGCGACACGACUCUGCGGAGUGGAAGCUUCGGUGGGUGUCUCAAAUCAAUGAGCUAUUGAGGAGACGCGCGGAGAAAGAUCUCCGCCGUGAGAGCAUGUCCUGGGGAGCUCGAAUUCGCCGGCAAAGAGACAGUUGAAACUAAAAUCACUCUAUUUAUGACACUGCAGAGAAUGAAAUCAAUGGUCUUGAUCUAACGUAAAUUGUGCUCCAAUGAUCAAUAAAUUCACAACGGGUGGGGAUGUGUGUCCGCA